Molecule: messenger RNA, 558 nt
Organism: Pyricularia pennisetigena
Lineage: Eukaryota; Fungi; Ascomycota; Sordariomycetes; Magnaporthales; Pyriculariaceae
Exons: 2
Coding region: 1-558 (185 amino acids)
Source: RefSeq, a predicted model, not a curated record
AUGGCGCUGCGUAGCUGCGUCUCCUCCUCGCCGAACCCGCCGAGCCUCGAGGUCUCCAGCAACAUCCUCUCGUACGCGUCGUGCAGCGCCGGCGGACAGACCUCCAGCCGCAUGUCGAUGGCCUCGACGUCGUCCACGCUCUUUGCGUAUUGGCCGUCUGCCGUUUUCAGCACGCGCUUCUUGGCCCUCUCCCUGGAGCCCGGGGGAAGCGCCGGGUCGCGAUCGUAUUCCCUCAGAAAGACGGUCAGGACGUCGGACAUGACCAAGUCUGCCCUGAGUGUUAUGCACGCGGCGUUUUGCAUGAUCGCUUUGAGGCAUGCUUCGUCGCGCGAGAAGCAGGCCAGUUUGAGUCUCGUUCGCUCCGUCAGCUCUGUUAGUCUCCGCAUCAGGUCUGCUCCCGGAACCGCUCUGUCCUUGUCUGCUGGAGAUAAAGUGCACUCGUCCAGCGCAUCGAUCACGAGGAAGCACGAGGUUUGGCGGCGGAUCAGACUCUUCAAGGCCUGCCAUGUGUUUUCACCGGGUAGCUGGUCCUUUGGGCACAAUUCAAGCCCGUCCUGA